AUGCAAAGAGCCCUCCUGUGCCUGUGCCUCCUCAGCACGGCCCUCGCGACGCCCGUGCCACCGCCACCGCUGCCCGGGAGAGCUGCUGGGAACUGCGUGGGACAGCACCGGAAAGAAGAGGCCAACAGCCACAGCACCAGCCCCGGCCACCAGCCAGGAGACGAUGAUGCCAGGCGGGGACCAACGGAGGAUGGAGCAGCCCCGGGGCGAGGUGACAAUGGUGGCACUGAUGUGAUGGAGAAUGGGACUGACCUCAAGACUGAAAACCGCAGCACCCCAGCCAUCAGCGGAGAUGCCCGUGGCUCUCGCCCGGGCACCAGCACACGGGCGCGCAGUGGCGUUGGCGUCGCGGGUGCCACCCCAGCCAGCUCGGAGGGCAGUGGUGACCUGGAUUUGGUGGUUGAGGUCGAUGGUGAUAUUGCUGUUCUCCCCCCAGAACAACCUAGUGGGGCCAUGGCAGGGAACAGGAGUGGGGACGAGGAUGAUGGUGCCCCAAGGGAGGUCCCAGUGGAGGAGGCAGCUGGGAGCGAGAUGGGGUGGACAGAUGGUAGGGAGAGGGCCCCCACCACUGGAGGGGCUGGGGAGGAGGGCAGUGCUGAGGCCACUGUCCCCAGCCGAGGGCAGGAGGGCGGGGUGCAGGGCUCAGGGGCGGGAGGCACCACUCUUGCCUCUGUCACCGAGAAGAUGGAGGAUGUUCAAGUGGACACCAAAGGUGUGGAUGAAUACGCUUACAUCCCUGACAUGGGCAGCGUCACCAUCACCCAGGGAAAAGUGGGCAGCACAGCGGGGGACACCAGCUUCACCCAAAUCUCUCCGGACAUGGACGACGAGGUCAACAUCUUCAUUGGGAGGGCCAACAUCCGUGUGGGGGAACAAGAAACCACCCUGGCCAGUGCCACUGAUGGCAGCAAGGAUGACAGCGUCCCCACCGCAGGGACCAGCAGCCCCACGCCCAGGCUGGCUGUCACUGCUGCACGCAAUGGCAAUGACGACGAUGGCAUCCCUGCUCGUGGGCAGCCCGAAGGAUCAACCACCACAGCAACCCCGAGCCAUGGACACAGUGUCACCAGCAGCCCCAGCGACAGCCAGACCACAGGAGACAAUGAGGAUGGUGCCACCACUGUCAGUGACAGAGAAGAACCAGUGGCCCCCAGGCCCUGGAGUGUCACUGGUGGUGACGUGACCAUCCCCGCUGGGGCUGGCGGCCGUGGGGAGGACGACAAGGCAGCGAGAG
Messenger RNA from Pterocles gutturalis (yellow-throated sandgrouse), 1234 nucleotides. RefSeq names its product ovocleidin-116-like. NCBI's taxonomy places the organism in Eukaryota, Metazoa, Chordata, Aves, Pterocliformes, Pteroclidae. The record is from RefSeq and is a predicted model, not a curated record. The transcript is spliced from 3 exons. The annotation marks the transcript as partial.